AUGCUUUUUAAUUGUCAAGGAUACUUGAUUGCAAAUGACUAAUCUAAACACGAAGUUUCUCUUAAUGCAUCUCCCCUAGGAUUAACAAUUAAAGUAAAGACUAAUUCAAGUUAAAUAGAUGACAAGUACAGAUUCCUAAAUAGCUUUUAUACCAAGAGGUACGAUAGAUAGCGUUCUAACAUGGUUUCGUUCAAUUAAUGAAGGUAUUUUUGACUAUUAAAUUUAAGUAAACAAAACAGGUACGUUGGAUUUGGAAAGCAUAGACCGUAACAUUAAGGUUACAAUUGAUAUUGAGUUAUGUAAUUUACAGAACUUGGAACGUCUUCUUCGUGGUAAAGUUCUGUUCAAAAGAAGACCUUGCUUUAAAAGAAUCAAUAGUAUAGCCAAUAAUAUUUGUAUCAAUCUAAUAUUAUACUAGUUUUAUUAUAGAUAGAAGGAACCAAUAAUUACAUGGUUGAAAAGAUGGCCUACUUUCCGCAUGUGUCUUACGAUACUUCAAAUUUAACAAGAUUUGUAUAUUAAAAACACUUAUUAUAACCAAGGAAUAAAUAAAGUAGGAAUAAAUGAUUCUAAAUAACUUAAGGGAUCAUCCUCAUCCAAGUAUAAUAUAAUUGGAAGAAAUUUCGUGUGAUGAUAAUUCUAUAUCGAUACUAAUAGAAUACUGCCCAGGAGGUGAUUUACUAAAGUUUUUGAACCAAAAUAAUCACGAUAUCAACCAUUAAUUAGUGAUGAAAAAAUUGUUAAACGGUAUUAUAUAAAAAUAUUUUAAUAAGUUGUUUAACACCUUCAUUCGUUGGACAUAUUGCACAGAGAUAUAAAACUUUAAAAUGUUUUACUUAGAAUUCCUAAGGAUGUUAAUAGUCUCGUUUUAGCAGACUUUGGGUUGGCUUGUCAUAAAUCAUAAAUCCCAUAUUAUAAUACUAGGUAUGAUGUUGUAUCUUAUAGAUCUUUAGAUGCGGAACACCUGGGUACACAGCUCCUGAGGUUUUCACAUAAUCCAUAUAUGAUUGCAAAGCUGACAUAUUCAGUUGCGGUGUAAUAUUUUUUAAUCUGUAAUUUUUUUCUUCUAUUUGAAGAUUAACAUUAAAGAAUCCUUUUGGAUCCUCUAGAAAUCCAUAGGCUUUGCUUUUAAAAAAUAUAGCUGUGGAUUAUGAAUUGACUCAUUUGGAUCUCAUUAAGACCAGAAAUCCUUUGGCUUAUGAUUUAGUCAUUCAGAUGCUACAAAAAGAUUCUAAAUUGCGACCUUCAGCCACACAAUGUUUAUAGCACCCAUUCUUUAAUUAAGUGAUAGUAGAAUAAAAAGAGGGUUCAACUUUUGAUAACAUUUAGUAAGUCUUAGGAAUUACUUUAUAGGUUCAACAAUCCUAUCCAUCAAAUGGUGAAAGUAAAUUAAACUAAGCCUCAUUAAAUGCCAUAGUUUAAAUGA
Molecule: messenger RNA, 1426 nt
Organism: Paramecium pentaurelia
Lineage: Eukaryota; Ciliophora; Oligohymenophorea; Peniculida; Parameciidae
Source: the annotation of a GenBank genome assembly